CCCAAAGACCACUAUUAUCGAAUUCGAGAGAGAGACGGUUGAAGAAGAAGAUGACCUGGAGGCAAAUACUCUUCAACAAUACUGCAAUCUCCGCAGCACGUUCUACGCCUGGUUUCUCUAGAUUCUUCUCCAAAUCAAUCGCUUAUGAAGUAAAAGUUGGAAUACCAGAAUUUUUUAAGGGAAUAGGCAAAGGAGUAGAAACCCAUGUGCCCAAGCUUGAAUCUGAGAUUGGUGACUUCCAGAAGCUGCUUGUCACUCGCACUCUUAAGCUCAAGAAGCUUGGCGUCCCUUGCAAACAUAGGAAACUGAUACUGAAAUAUACCCACAAGUAUAGAGUGGGACUGUGGAGACCUCGAGAAGAUACUGUGAAAUCGUAGUUGGUUUUGAGACUAGCUUGGCCCUUUAAGGACUUGGAAGGCAUUACUGCUGAACAUUCACAUGCAGAACUUUUUUAGUCGAGUCUUGACGGUUGAACAUUUUACAUGUUGAACUAUAUUAGCAAACGAGUCUUGGUUUCUUAGUAUUAGUCUUCAUCUUCAUUCAAAUUUCAUUGAUAAAAUUUUGCAGUUGACUGUACAAGGGCACCGAACUGUUCGGCAGUGUAACAGUUGCAAGUGGAUCAGAAAAUUUGCAUCUUUUCUGUUGUUAAACCUAUAGCUAGCGAAAGUAAGGAUCAAC
Morus notabilis is the source of this 678-nucleotide messenger RNA. RefSeq lists its product as uncharacterized. The record is from RefSeq and is a predicted model, not a curated record. Bases 51 to 377 code for a protein of 108 amino acids. The transcript is spliced from 3 exons. Lineage: Eukaryota; Viridiplantae; Streptophyta; Magnoliopsida; Rosales; Moraceae.